AUGCUGACGGUGUAUUUCAUCCAAACUUUCAAGUUGGAAAGCCUUCCACCAGCCCAUUUGCGGUUAUUUGUAGGAGAUUUAGCGCUAGAAGUGUCAGAUGAUGGCUUAGCAGCAGCGUUUUUGAAGUGGAGUUUGCUUGUGAAAGCGCAAGUGGUCUGGGACAAAGUGACGACGAAAUUGAAAAGCUAUGGGUUUGUGUCGUACAAGGAUCCGGAGGAUUUCAUGAAGGCCUGGAAGGAGAUGAAAGGCAAGUAUGUCGGCAGUUGGCCGAUCAAGAUCUCUGAGGCUACCACUAAGGUCGUCGUCGUACAGAUUGGUAAUAAAAAGGCUAGAUCCCUCGACGAUCAUCGGAAGAAGAAACUCAUCCAAGGCGUCGAACGCUUGCGCACUGGCACUGGCACCGUUUGGAAGAAUGAUAAUUGGCCUUAUGCUUGUAGAUGGAGUCUCCCCCCUCCCCUUUGA
This is a messenger RNA of Puccinia graminis f. sp. tritici CRL 75-36-700-3, 462 nucleotides long. RefSeq lists its product as uncharacterized. The transcript is spliced from 2 exons. Bases 1 to 462 code for a protein of 153 amino acids. Gene Ontology annotation, molecular function: mRNA binding. Lineage: Eukaryota; Fungi; Basidiomycota; Pucciniomycetes; Pucciniales; Pucciniaceae. The record is from RefSeq and is a predicted model, not a curated record.